Messenger RNA from Coffea arabica (coffee), 1633 nucleotides. RefSeq names its product AP2/ERF and B3 domain-containing transcription factor RAV1-like. NCBI's taxonomy places the organism in Eukaryota, Viridiplantae, Streptophyta, Magnoliopsida, Gentianales, Rubiaceae. Gene Ontology annotation, biological process: regulation of DNA-templated transcription. Gene Ontology annotation, molecular function: DNA binding; DNA-binding transcription factor activity. The record is from RefSeq and is a predicted model, not a curated record.
CUUCCACCUUGCAUCACCAAACAACAACUUUCAUACUCCUAAUAGCUCUUCUGUCUCAUCUCUCAAAGCAUCAUUAUUAUCUCAUCCCAUUCCAUAUAUCCCUCUUAAACUUCAUAUUUUCUUCUAACUUCACACCAAAAUCAAAUCUUUAAAGAAAGAAAUGGACAAUAGCAGCAUAGAUGAGAGCACUACCAGUGAGAACUCUUUUGCAUCAUCAGCAGCACCAGCAUCAUUGUCAAAUAUGACUCUACCGGUGAAUAUCAAGUCGUCGCCAGAGCAGCAGAGCCUCUGCCGAGUUGGGAGUGGCGCAAGCAGUAUGAUAAUCGAUGCAGAAGUCGGCGUAGAAGCCGAAUCCCGGAAACUUCCAUCCUCAAGGUUCAAAGGGGUGGUUCCUCAGCCUAAUGGCAGAUGGGGUGCGCAGAUUUACGAAAAGCAUCAAAGGGUUUGGCUGGGAACCUUCAAUGAAGAAGAGGAAGCUGCUAGAGCCUAUGAUAUCGCGGCGCAACGCUUUCGCGGCCGCGAUGCUGUCACAAACUUCAAGCCCUUGAAUGAAGCUGAGGAAGAUGACGUCGAAGCUGCUUUCUUGAGCUGCCAUUCCAAGGCUGAAAUUGUCGACAUGCUUCGAAAACAUACUUACAACGACGAGCUGGAGCAAAGCAAGAGGAACUAUGGAUUAGAUGGCAAUGGCAAGAAGGGCUGCAAAGGUAUUGCUGGUCUACACUCGUUUGGUUCUCAGAGGACAACCAAAGCUCGUGAACAACUCUUCGAAAAGGCGGUGACUCCCAGCGAUGUUGGGAAGCUGAACAGGCUAGUCAUACCAAAGCAGCAUGCCGAAAAGCAUUUCCCUUUGCAAAGUGGGAAUACUUCCAAAGGCGUGUUGCUCAACUUUGAAGAUAUGGGUGGAAAGGUAUGGCGAUUCCGAUAUUCCUAUUGGAACAGUAGUCAGAGCUAUGUCCUGACUAAAGGGUGGAGUAGGUUUGUGAAGGAGAAGAAUUUGAAGGCUGGAGACAUUGUCAGCUUUCAGCGAUCAACCGGAGCUGAUAAGCAGCUUUACAUUGACUGGAAACCGAGGAAUGGAGCUGAUAAGCAGCUUUACAUUGACUGGAAACAGAGGAAUGGAGCGGCCGAGGCCGCUCCGGUGGCUGCCGGAAUAUCAAUCCCUAUUCAGCCGGUUCAAAUGGUUAGAUUAUUUGGGGUGAAUAUAUUUAAGGUACCAUUACCAGUUAAUGGUGUUGUAAUGGAUAGUAAUAGUAGUUGUAGUGGUAAAAGAGUGAGGGGAAUGGAGUUGUUGGGGUUGGAGUGUAGCAAGAAACCAAGGGCUAUUGGUGCUCUGUAACUUUUUUUUUUUUUUUUCUUUCUCAUGUAAUUGUUUUUGUUUUUUAGGUGGGGAGGAAACUGGAAAGGGGGGUGGUGGUGUUGUUGCAAGUUGCAUAGUUUCAAUUGUAUAUUACUGUUUAGAGACCGGAGAAAUCUGAAAUUAGGUGCAUGACAUGGUGGAACAAAUCAAUCCAAGAUACAAACGAAAUGAAGAUAGUGUAUUGUUCAAAGUUUUGAAGUGUUUUAGUAUUAUAUCUUACGAAUUUUGUGACUUGCAUUUAAUUAAUUACCAUACUUUGGUAGGUCUUUUUGCAUA